Molecule: messenger RNA, 1020 nt
Organism: Colletotrichum karsti
Lineage: Eukaryota; Fungi; Ascomycota; Sordariomycetes; Glomerellales; Glomerellaceae
Product: pre-rRNA-processing protein IPI1
Exons: 2
Coding region: 1-1020 (339 amino acids)
Biological process (GO): rRNA processing
Cellular component (GO): nucleus
Source: RefSeq, a predicted model, not a curated record
AUGGGUUCCAGUACGAGGAAGAAGAAUCAAAAGGCCAAGGACUUUGCGAAACCAAAGCUCAAGGUCGGAAAGGCCAAGGCCAAGCCUGCCAACUUUACAGACACCAGCUUCAAGGCCAAGUCCAUUGUCAUGGGCGUGCAGUCCCUCGCAGAAGAAGCCCCUGACGUCGCAACACAAUUCAAGCACCACCUCUCCCUCGCCUCCACGUCGAGAUCAGAAAAACAGCGCAAAGAAGCCCUGGCCCACCUCACCUCCCAGCUCGCCGCCGACAACAACCCCGUCGGCACCGCGACGAUCCUCGGCAAACUCCUCCCCCUCAUCUCCGACGCCAACGGGCCCGUCCGCGGCCAGCUCCUCAAGCUCUUCCGCACCCUCCCGGAAACCGAAGUACGGCACCACGCCGAGCGGUGCAUCAUGUACAUCCGCGCCGGCAUGACGCACCUCUCCUCCGAGAUCAGCAACGACUCGCUCUCCGUGCUCGAGUGGCUCCUCGACGUCGCCGAGGACGAGACCGUCGGCUGCCCCGGCGGCUGGGUCAAGACGCUGAACAGCUUCUGCGCGCUGAUGGGGUGGUCCGUCAAGUCGAGCACGGGAUGGACCAGCGCGCCCAAGACGGGGCUGAGGCCCAAGGACGCGCAGGCGCACGCGAGGCAGGUCGGCGUGCUGGCGCGGUUCCUGAAGGCCGGGCUGAAGCCGGAGGUGGCGGCGCCGAGCAACCCGAACGCCGGCUACGACAACAUGUAUCGCAUCCCGCGAGCGCCGAACCCGUUUGCGUAUCUCAACCUGUUCGGGACGAGGCGGGACGAGGACGCGGAGAUGUACAACGACCGCGAGUCCCGGCAGCGCGUUUUCCACAAGAGGUUUUUGGAGUCGUUCAACCGGGGCAUCGAGCAGGCGAAGAAGGAGGGCGGCGCUACUGGACGGUCUGCGGUCGCGCUGGAACAGGCUUUGAAGGAGGGGAUGGAUGGGUACGAGCCGACUUCUGCUGUUGAUUCUCAGGACCUCCUCGACCUGUGGUGA